Messenger RNA from Leptopilina boulardi, 3599 nucleotides. Its product is annotated as homeobox protein OTX2-like. Gene Ontology annotation, cellular component: nucleus. The transcript is spliced from 5 exons. The coding region runs from base 626 to 1672 and encodes 348 amino acids. Gene Ontology annotation, molecular function: RNA polymerase II cis-regulatory region sequence-specific DNA binding; DNA-binding transcription factor activity, RNA polymerase II-specific. Gene Ontology annotation, biological process: regulation of transcription by RNA polymerase II. Lineage: Eukaryota; Metazoa; Arthropoda; Insecta; Hymenoptera; Figitidae. The record is from RefSeq and is a predicted model, not a curated record.
AUCUAGCAAGCAGUUUAACUAAAUCCAUCCGGCGGGAAGACUGUUUCACUUGACAACUUUUAUCCGAAGAAUAUAUUGUGCUGUUUAGUUUUCGUUUUCAGUGUCAAAUAUGAAAAUGUGUUCAAUCUUUUUAUUCUUUUUAGUGAAAUUAGUUCUCUCGUAAUAUGUUGUGUUUGUUUAAGUUCAAAAAACAUACAUUAUUGUCAGUGAUAUUCGCCACCUGUGAUAUUAAACAUAAAUGAAUAUAAUAGUUAUUCAAUAUUUAUAACAACUUUCACAUUAUCUUAUCGUAUUAACGGAUAUCUUCAAAUUGUGGAAUAUAUGUGAACGUCUUUACCAAAUAAAGGUGUCUUUUGUUAAAACAUCUAUGAAAUUCACGCCGUUUUUGCAGUGAAGGUCUGGGCUUUACGCCGCAUCCAUAUAAACAGGUGGAGAGUUGGGAAUAAUACGUCAGCAGGACAAGGAAGAAGCAAAAGCGGCAACGAAGCUGGCGGGGAACGUGAAGGCAGAGUUCAAGUGCAAGAGGGAGAGUUGGUGGGGGGAAAGUGGUAAUAACGAAAGAGAAAUAGAAAGAGGUACAGCCGGGGCGAGCGGAGAACUGGCGGCUCGCCUUCAGGGCUACGCCAUGGCAGGGUUUCUCAAGACAACUGUUACUGGCGUGCCAACAGGAACUGCCCAGUAUCAUCUCCACGGUCAUCCAGCUAUGGGGAUGGGCACACAUCCGCAUCCACAUACUCAUGCUCAUCCUGGAGGUCCUCAUCCGGGAUUGCCAUCCCCCUUCAGUCUUGCCACUCACGGCCAUCCACAUGGCCAUCCUCUCGAUCACAGUCUCUCGGCAUUUCCCCAAGGAAUGAAUCAACGUAAACAACGUCGAGAACGAACGACGUUUACAAGAGCCCAGUUAGAUGUUUUAGAAGCUUUAUUUGGAAAGACGAGGUAUCCUGAUAUCUUUAUGAGGGAAGAAGUUGCUCUGAAAAUCAAUUUACCGGAAUCAAGAGUUCAGGUUUGGUUUAAAAAUAGAAGAGCAAAAUGUAGACAGCAACAACAACAGCAACAACAACAGCAAACUGUUGCACCGAGAAGACCGGCUUCACGGUCAUCUUCUUCGUCAAGCACUAAAAUUCCUCCUGCAACAACGAGAAGAACGCCACCAGUUUCACCACCUCGAGGGAAGGAAGCUCCAGGAUCGAAUUCCCCUCUGUUGUCAGUAAAUUCAUCAUAUCCUAGACUGGGUUCUACACCAACUGGUAGCAGUAAUGCAAGCAGUGCUCUAACGACACCUUCACCACCAUUAACGCCUGGUUCUAGCCAAUUGACACCAUCAUCAUAUCCACCUUCUGUAAAUCAAAUUCAUCAUAGUGAUUACGGUUUCGCUUGGAGUUCCGCUUCCCCAGGUGCUGUUAAUCCCAGUCAGUGUUAUGCAAGUCAACCAUAUAAUAGUUAUCAAAAUCCUUAUACGCCAGGAGACUAUUAUCAGUCUCAAAUAUCGCAUAUGCAUCAUAGCCCACAAAGUAACUAUCAUCAUCCGCAAUAUCACCAUAAUGUUACCUUAACGUCUUCAAUGUCUCAUCUAACAGGACACCAUUUAAAUUCAUCUUCGAAUGAUAUUACUUCGUGUCCAGCAGAAUCAUCAGAUUACAUUCUUCCAGAUCAAAAGUAUCAGGUGGUUUAGCAGUUCUCAAGGUCGCCUAGAACCUUUAACUGCAAAAAAGAUACUGACUUUUUUUAUCAUUCUUGGCGAAUGAAUUUCAGAGAACCAGAUUUUUCGAAACUAAGUGCUCUCGAUAAUAGUGAACCGGAUGAUAAUUUGGAUUCUGAUGAUGAUGAUGAUUGAUGUUAAAGUGAACACAAAUUCAAAUUAUGUGUGGUUUUUACAAAUUGUGAGUGAUGACAAACCAAUUACUAUCUUGAAAGAAAAUUGUAAAAUUAAAUAACAAACAAAUCAUAACUAUAAUGUACAAUGAACUUGAACGUCAAUAAUUUUCGUUAUUCCUUGAAAGUUGUCUUCUUUAAUUGUAAUAAUUUUACUUGUAAGAUUUCAAAUUGUAUAAACAAUAUAUAAAUCAUUCCAGACCCGUAAUGAAUUACACUGUGCGACAAAGAAAGUGUUUCUUUUUUUAUAUUAUUCAUUUUCUUGGAGAAACGAAUUAUAUUAGUUAACUUUAUAUCAGUCAGUUUUUGUUCCUCUUUAAAUAAUUUAAAAACCUAUACUUUCAUUUUAAGCAUUUACUUAUGAAGAUAUAUAGAUAUCCAUUUUACUUUUUUGAAUAAUAGGUUCUAAAAUAAUGUACAUAUUAUCUUCUUUUAAUAUAUAUCUCAGUUUAAAAUUAUACUUUGUAAAGUAGAUCAUUUUUUAGUUCUAUUCUCAUAAAAUCCUUUUUUUAUUUUAUUUACUAUUAACGAGGAGAUUGAAACAACUAUUUUGUUAUGCUUACAAUUAAAUUGUAUUUAUACAUAAGCAAAUAUUUGAUUGAACAAUUAAAAAAUAUCACUUAGAUUAAAAAAUGAGUAUAAAGUACUAAUUCAACAAAACACAAUAACAACAUUCUUUUAAGAAAGUCUGUAUCAAAAGCUUUGUCGCAUAGUGUUAUGUGCAAUGCAUUAUUAUGCAUUUUCGAUAAUCUAAAUUAGUUAUUACUACUGCCAUAAUUACGUUCUAGUAUUAUUAUUGUUAUUAAAGUAUUUCUCAGUCAUAUCAAUGUCGGCCAGUAGCCGAAAGACUUGUAAAUAAAAAUAGUCUAAGUUUUUAAAAACGUGAGAAAUUGCAAAGUUUUUAAAUGUAGAAAAAUCAUUUAUGACGUUAGGUUAUUUACUUAUCAAUAGAUGUUCUUGUUUUCACACUUGAUUUAAAUUAUAUUUAAAAAAUCAGUUUCGUCAAAAUUAAUAAUUAAAUUUCAAGUGUGCAUAUCUUUAAUUCUGAUUUAGUAAAAAUGGAGCUGAUAAUUUAAUAUUGUAAAAAAUGUCAACUGAUUAUUGUGAGUGAUAUGUCACUAAUGGAGUUGUUCAUUUCUUUUUUUCUAGUCUUUUGUAAAAAAUAUAACUAAAAUUAGUUGACAUUUCCAAUAAAACAAAUGAAGAGCUCAAUUUUUACGAAUGCAGAUUUAAAGAUGUAGAAAAGAACAGGGAAUAAUUUUUUAAAUGAUUCUGUAUGUUGUUUAAAAAAUGUAAGGCGAUUACGAACCUUCUUACUAGAAAAAAUGUGGUAACUGUAUGUAAAAUAAAUUAUAUCGUUAAACUAAACAUGCUAAACUAAUCGUUUUUAAGAAAUAUGAAACUAAAAAUCUACAAAUGAUUUUUGUUCCUUGCAUGUUAUAGAGUAGCGUGAGUUGAAAAAGCCACGUUUUUACAUUUUACCCUAUAAAAUCGGAAUUCAAAUUUUUUUUUAAUUUCCAAUUGGUACUGAAAGUUUAGUUAUUAAGCUUCAAAAUCCAUGUAGAACAAUUUUUUGUAUUCCAUGAAAGGAGUCAAUUAUAAGAGCUUUACGAAAGCACUUGCAAGUGGCUUUUUGCCACUUUGCGAUUUUUCCAAAAUAUUUUGUUACACAUUUUUUUUAAUAUUUUUCUUUUAUUUACAUGGCAAAUAAAUAAUUUUAAAAAGUU